This is a messenger RNA of Tarenaya hassleriana, 2193 nucleotides long. RefSeq lists its product as uncharacterized. Gene Ontology annotation, cellular component: nucleus. The record is from RefSeq and is a predicted model, not a curated record. The coding region runs from base 175 to 1908 and encodes 577 amino acids. Gene Ontology annotation, biological process: regulation of DNA-templated transcription. NCBI's taxonomy places the organism in Eukaryota, Viridiplantae, Streptophyta, Magnoliopsida, Brassicales, Cleomaceae. The transcript has 13 exons.
UUUUUAAACCGUGUCUUUUGAAUUUCCCACCGCCAUUGGAGGAGGAGGGAAAAGCACAAGUUGUCAAGUACCCAAAGAUUGUUAUCGAACAUUAUCAGCUUCUAUUGUGUGCCCAGUGUCUCUUCUUCGUCAAAAUCCCAUUUUCUAUUCUCCCGAGGAAGGCAGAUCGUGAUUAUGGCGGUGGAGAGCGAGAAACCGGCAAAACGCACCACAAACCCUGGUGUUAGGGUUAUUGGAGGAAGGAUCUACGACUCCAGCAACGGGAAGACUUGUCAUCAGUGCCGGCAAAAGACCAUGGUUUUCGCUGCAUCGUGCACGGUCAUGAAGAACAACAAGCCGUGCCCAAUUAAGUACUGUCACAAGUGCUUGUUGAACAGAUAUGGUGAGAAAGCAGAAGAGGUGGCGCUAUUGGCCGAGUGGACGUGCCCGAAGUGCAGAGGAAUUUGCAAUUGCAGUUUCUGCAUGAAGAAGAGAGGUCAUCAGCCUACUGGCAUAUUGGCACACACAGCUAAAGCCACCGGAUUUUCUUCUGUCUCAGAACUUCUGCAAGUGAAGGGUCCUGAGAAUUUUUCAUAUCAGAAGCCUUUAAAGCCAGAAACUGUUGUUACCUCCCCUAGAAAGCCCGGGAAAGAAAAUUCCCUUGAAGGAAAAGGCGAUUUGCUGAAUGAAGAGACGCGUGUCAUUGUGCCCAAGAAAAUUAAUCGAGAAAGGCUUAAGGAACUAAACAAUGGGAGUGGUGAUGAAAGUGCUGCAAAGAAGAGUAGUCCCAAAAGGAUCAAGACUUCUGUGGAAGCUUGUGAGACUGUUCCGAAGAAAAAAGUUUCCGAAGAAAGAAGAGAUAGAUGUGUUGCAAAGGAUGUUGAGAACGACAACGUGAAGGGAAAGAUCAAGAAAGCUAAAGCUACCCACAAACUGAAUAAAUGUGAAAUGGAGCAUAAGAACGAGGACAGCCGGUUUGAUGCUCAACUGCCCGAAAGCAUCAGCUCAAUCUCGAUAUCCGGCAUUGAACUGCCACCAGAAGACGUUGGAAAUGUGCUCCAGUUUUUGGAAUUUUGUUCAGCUUUUGGAAAGGUUCUUGACUUAAGGAAAGGACAAGCUGAAUGUGUGAUACGUGAACUGUUAAGUGGACGUGGCAGAAGGAGACAACAGUAUUCCAUGCUAAUUCAGAUGAUUAUCCGAAUUUCACGUGUGAUAUUAGAGGAUAGAGGAGAAUUGUCCCUGUCCCUUAGCCCAACUGAUGGCAAAUGGUUCAAAGCUGUGGGAGAAUGUGUCUCAGAGCCGGAUUUGCUCGACGAUUUCCCCUCCGAGUUGUUUGGGAAAGGCAUUGCAGAGUAUGGGAAGUUGGAUACAUCGAAAAAGCUUAAGCUCUUGAACUUUUUGUGCGAUGAAGCUCUCUCCACUACGGCAAUGAGGAAUUGGAUUGACAACCAAAGUCUGGAAUCUGAUGAUAGAAAGAAAGAAGCUAAGGAAAAGGUUGCAGCAGCAAAAGAAAAGGAGAAACAACUGAAGCAGAAGUUGCAAGAUGAGGUGGCAAAAGCUGUCAUGGCGAAAUCCAGUGCUCCAUUGUCGAUUUCAGACCACGAAGCUAUCAUAUCACAAAUUAAAGCUGAAGUUAAAGAAGCUCAUGCUGAGAUGGUGGAGGCAAUGGACAUGCUGCCCAAAAAGAGGCAAAGAAGUGAUGCUGUUAGGACCGACCCUGUGAUAUUGGACGAGAAUGGCCGUGUUUUCUGGAGGUUAACGUCCUAUAACGGGGAACCAAACAUUUUGCUUCAAGAUGUUGGAACCUGGGGUGAAGUUUGUACUCAUGAAAAAUGGCUUACCUUCAAAUCUGAUCAGAAGCCAGAGAUAGAGAAGUAUCUCUCUUGUUUAAGGUUGAAACAGUGCCGUGCAAGAACUUUCGAAAACUGAGGUAAAGAAAACCCACAAUCUUUGGAUGUUACAUAGCUCGAGGGGCGAUCUUGGAGCUGAUGGAUGAUACCCAUUUUGAAGAAUAUAUCCGGUAUCUUUAGUUUUUGUAUCGAAAACCGAUAGAUUUUGGAUUCUAAAGUAUGAAUAUUCUUGGGAAGGAAAGUGAGUUUUCGGGGCGAAAAUAUGAAGAUCCUGUCAUCUUUGUUGAUGGUUCAUUAAAGAUGUAAAGAUCUAAGAUGACGAUGUCUCAAGCUCAACAAUGAAACACCAUUCUUGUUUUUGUUC